Molecule: messenger RNA, 1122 nt
Organism: Scomber japonicus (chub mackerel)
Lineage: Eukaryota; Metazoa; Chordata; Actinopteri; Scombriformes; Scombridae
Gene: vgll2b
Product: vestigial-like family member 2b
Exons: 4
Coding region: 7-930 (307 amino acids)
Biological process (GO): regulation of transcription by RNA polymerase II
Cellular component (GO): nucleus
Source: RefSeq, a predicted model, not a curated record
UCUACCAUGAGCUGUUUGGAUGUUAUGUACCCAGCCUAUGGACAUUACGCACCGUACGCACCGACUGCUCCUGCUUUCAUCAGUAGUUUACAGGCUCCCACUGGUCUGACCAGCACUUCUCCUCACUGCCGGGAUUUUAUGGACACUCCCAGGGGUCCUGAGGGGAUGUCUGGGGGCCCAGGCACCGGAGGGUCAACCUCCUCCUCCUCUUCGUCUGCAUCUUCCUCUUCCUCCUACACGCCUGCAGCUUCACGGCAGGAGGAGGGCCCGAAGGAGAAGCAGGAGGGCCCUGAGGCAGAGUACCUGACAUCUCGCUGUGUCCUCUUCACCUACUACCAGGGAGACAUCAGUAGUGUGGUUGAUGAGCACUUCUCAAGGGCCCUUAGUUCCUACAUGGAUGGAGAGGGCAAAAGGCGGGCAUCAGACCAACAGGGCACAGAUACCACCUCACCUAGCAGUCGACGAAGUUUCCCCCCAUCCUUCUGGGACAGCAAUUACACCUCGUCUCAGAGCCGCUCCCAUUGUGAGACGGGAGUGCCUUCCUAUUCCAUGGACCCAUACGCAUCAGGGCUACAUCCAGGCCUGGCGCACCCACAUGCUCAUCCUCACCCACACGCUCAUCCUCACUCCCACCCUCAUCCGCCAGAGAGUUGGGGAUACCCUCAGGCCCAGGCUUAUGGGCCCCCAAGGCCUCUCCAUGAACUGUAUUCUCCCUCAGCUUUGGAGCCCCACUACGGGCCCUUGCUCAUGCCCACGGUGCGGCCGCCUCACCUGGCUACCUUGCCAAGCCACUAUGAAGUGAGCAAGCUAGAGCCCACUGCCUCCUGGCCCAGCCUGCUUCCACCAGGGGAUGUCAGUCAGUCGCUGGCCCUCAACAUGGAUGCAGGCCUCCAACAGCACAAGAAAGGCAAGGAGCUGUACUGGUUCUAACGAGCCCUUCAGUCACAUUGACCAGCCAUUACCAGAUCCAAUUAGUCCCUGGACCUGCUCCGCUAUUGAAGCACCGUAUCCCUUUAUCCCCCCACACACUCCAUCCCCAUCUAUCCACCCCCUUCUCUCUGCUUCUGGCCUCCCCUGCCAGUAUACAGCCUUGCUCCAGGUCGACGUGUGUGCACCAUGGAG